AGAUGCGCAGUGACUGAAUUGAGGCGUUAUUAAUAAACUACGCCCGCCCUUUCAAUAGCAUUCGUACGUAGUUUGCUGCACUAGAGCAAGGUAUGUGGGGGAACAAAAGAAAAAGUCUACUGGUAUUGUAGUCUAUCAGAUUUCAGACAUAUCGUGAAAAGCUCGAAGGACGAGUUAAGUUUCGUUUCUCCCUCGCAGCCUCAUCUGACGUUUCAUCAUGGCCGAGAUGGACGACAGUCAGUUUUCUCUGAUGAGUCUGGAGGAUGAACUGACCUGCAGCAUCUGUCUGAGUCCCUUUGACUGUCCGGUGACCAUCCCCUGCGGACACAACUUCUGCCAGGAAUGUCUCCUUGACACCUGGAAGGAGGACUCGUACAGCUGUCCUCAGUGUCGGACCCACUUCGCCACCAAACCGGAGCUGAAGAAAAACACGGUCCUCAGCACCGUUGUGGAGACUUUCAACUUGAGUACGAGCAAGUGCGAGGCCGGCCUGAAAGAGACGUCAGAGGAGAGCGAUGAAGCCGAGGAGGAGGAGGAGGAGGAGGAGGAGGAUGUCAUACGUUGUGAUACAUGUAUGGAAGCAGAAGCGUCCCAGACCUGCCUCACCUGCAUGGCCUCUUACUGCGAGGAGCACCUGCGGCCUCACCGGGAAAACCCGAAGUUUAGCGUCCACCAACUGAUUGAGCCUCUCGGCGACCUGUCGGAGCGUAUCUGCCCGGACCACCACAAGCUGAUGGAGCUCUUCUGCAGCCAACAUGGCCGCCCAAUCUGCAGCCUCUGCCUCCAGCAAGUCCACAAAGGAUGCUCCUUCAUUUCUCCAGAGGAGCAGAGGGACCUGAAAGAGAUUGAACUCAGAGACAAGUUGGGUGUGCUGGAUGGGAAGAUUGAGAAGACUGAGAAUGUUAUGUUUCAAAUCAAUGACAUGCAGAGAAAGCUGAAGGACGCAGCAACCAAAAGGAAGACAGCAUAUGCAGCUGUGUACCAGCAGAUGCGGGAUAUGCUGGCCCAAGAAGAACGCGAGGCCCAACAUGAGGUGGACGGCGAGCUGGAGAUUUGCCAGACAAAACUUCGGGACUUCAUGAAGAGAUUGACUGAGAAUAUGGACAACAUGACCAAAGCCAGAGAAGAUGUCAACAGUCUGCUGAGUGAAUCCCAAACAGUGGCCUUUCUACAGGCGUCAUUUGACUUGCCUAGGGUUGCUAAGUUUGAACCUCACGCCCCUCGAAUCAACCUGGACUCCAAGAAGGUGACGGCAACACAGGCCUUCUCUACUGCCCUGAAGGAGCAUCUGACAGACCUCCUGAAACAGCCGGUUGACGCCAGACUGCUGAAACUUAAACCAGGUAACUGUGCAGAUGAAAAAGCAGUUCCUGUCUCAGCACCUGCAAGUACUACUGGAUCUCAGCCAGAAUUUGAAGUACCAGAGCCUCCACCGCCCAUGUCCCACAGUCCAGCCUGUCCACCCAUGCAGCCGUAUUACCAGCCAGUUCCUGUUCCUGUUUAUAUGGGGGGUGGAUUCCAGCCUUCACAUGCAGGCUGGAACCAAGCCCAUCAUCCACCAGGCCCUCAUUGGGGGCCGCGGUUUACUGGAGGACAAAAGACAAACCCUCAGGAAUAUCAAGUAAAAAAACAGAAGAAAAUCGUCUGCAAGCCAGCUCAUAAAGCCAUCCCAAACAAGGCUGGGGAAUCGUGCAACAGAAGCCAUACAGUCAAAAACAAAGACAAGAAAAGUGAUGCCAGUCACCAGCCCUCCCAAAAACAAGACAAAAGGCCUAACCCUAAACCAGGAGGAAAUAACCCAGGUGCCAAAGGAACUGCUUCCACUAAGAAAGACAAUCCCAGAAGCCAUCCUCCAUCAGAGAAAACAACUAAGCACCAUCCAUGGCCUAAAACUAAGUAGACACAGCACAUGUGUUUGCGUCAGCAGUCCUGAUACAGCGAGGCACUGUUAAGCUCCAUUUUCACGAUGCACCAGUCUUAUCAGUCGAUCACAUGAUAGGGAACGGCACUAUCCCGUUGCUUUUUCAGUGCUUAAAUCAACAGCACACAUACUUUGGCGCUUGUUUGCAUGACUUUGAAUAAUUAUCAUUAUGAAUAUGUGCUGUAUUUUUUUUUUUUUUUUUUUACAUAAGGACAAUAUGCGUGUGAAUAAAUGAUUGGGUAGCAGUUGCUUUAAAAUGAACACGAGAUUUUCAAGCAGCUUGACUUUGGUAUUUGUUUAACUGGUAAAUGAUUAACCCAUUCCAAUGUAAUGAUGUCAGUGGGAUCGUUUUAUGCUACCCAACAGGAGCAUAGGGCUGCUAUGAUCUCUAGGCCUGGGUAUCGCCAAUGAUUUCCCCAAAUCAAUUCUAUUCCGAUUCCAUUCUCGACAUCGAUUAGGUUAGGGGAAUUUCAGAUGAAUUAAUUGAUAUCAGAUCACUCAAAAAAAAAAAAAAAAAAAAAAAAAAAAAGACCAAUUUUAAUUGGAGGAUUGAUUAUUUUAACCCAGCCAUUAUGACCUCUGACCAGGGAUCAUAGCAGCAGUUUCUUCUUCAAGUGACUUAGAAUAGACCUUAAUUAAAACACAGAGACAUGUGGCUUGUAUAAGAAAAUAUUUAUGGGAAUGUGUUCAAAUCACUUCAUUACAUUCAGUUCAAUCAAAAAUCUGUUUUCUGUCGUAACAAUUUCACCAAACCCUCUUUACUGCCAUUGUGUAAACAGCUGUUUUACAUGAUUGUUACCAAUAACAGCAUAUUCUCUACCAGACACCGUUUCUUUGUCUUUCAUUCCCGAUUAGCAGUGGCCACAUACGGCUUCCUCUUUAUUGAUCACAUCAUAAUCAAAAUGAAUUAUCAUUUUGUCAUUAUCUGCACAUUCUUAUAUGCCUUUAAGGUUCUCUUAUUUGUACAGAUAUUUGACCGCAAAAAAGUAAGCUUAUUUAAAUAUAUAUUAAUUAAUAAUGAAAACAGUUUGGUACACAACACAGUGAAAUUUGCCUUGAUAAAUUGGAGUCUAUACAAAUACUGUUCUAUAUCUGCCAAGAUUUAACAAAUAACGGAUUCGACUGACUCGAAUUGGGAACAUCUAAAACAACAUAUAACAUCACAGUCAUGUCCCUCCACCCCUAACAAUACAACCUGUCAAAGUGUUUAGCCACGCUAGCAACUGUCAUUAUAUGCCAGUGGACACAUUUGUCUGAUGGUUUCAACAUGGAGACCCAUAGGCGGAAUUUACAGGAGGGAUUACAACCCCUCCAAUAACCUCCAAUAAUCAAAACUGCCCCCCCCCCAGAACCUUAUAUAAUUUCCUUUACAUAAAUAAAGACAUUUGCACCAUAAAUUGAUGCAGAAAAGGCACAAAUUGUUGCAGAAAGAUUCAUCCGGAAUGCAAAAAGAGGAAGCGUUUGAUGCUAAAAAUUCAAAUUUUGUUCAAAAGUGGAGAUCUCAACCCCCCCCCAAUAUUGAACACAGAGUUACGCCCUUGACGACGCUACUUUGCCGUUGUUAAAUCCUUACCACUAGUGGGGCAAAAAAAAUUCAAUAGUGGGGCCAGUAAAAAGGCUACGUUCAAUCAACAGGCGUAUCUUCUCUGCAAUGGCCGCUUUUGGACAGCUUUCACUCCGCUCAUCAGACUCAGCUGUACGUUGUCAACGGUCAUCCGAUCAAAGCUGUAUAAUCAGGUUUUUGCUUCGCCCACUUGGGGGAGGGGGGGGGCAUGACUCCACAACAAGUGGAACCUCCCACACCUUUGACAUAUUUUGGUUUUAUGAAGUUGCAGUGCCGAAUAUAUUAGCAAACUAAAGCCUAGUUAUGCAGACAUGGGGAACAUGUUUCUGGUAACUGUAAAUUCAAAUUUUUGUCUCUUUUUAGCUGUUUUGGUCUGCAGCAUGUGCGGCUCUUUAGCCGCUAAGCUAGCACAUUAGCUAGCUAAUAGCCAGUUGCUGCUUUGGCUGUGUGCUGUUGGUGCUGCGCACAUGACAUCCGGUGGGUUUAUCAGAGCUUCCUGCUGCUGCUGGAAACAAAGUUGAUGAGAUUCAACCAAGAUCGUCAUAAAACCAUAAACAGAAUUAUUAAAUAAUUGGGAUUAUGAUUUUUUUUUUUCAUAAAUCGGGCAGCCCUAUAUUGAGGUAUAUCUUUUUUUUUUUUUUUUUUUUUUCAACUAGGCCCAUGCUGCUAGCGUGGCUGAAAACCUGCCAAUAAACCCCAGUUACAUGUAAGCUAAUUCAGUGCAAACACGAGACACACGCACACAACUCUGGUAAACAUGGAGGAUAGGGUUGAAGUUCAAACAGGUGUCCUUGAGCGAGAAGACAUUCACCAAACAAACAGAGAGGGCGAUGAAACCACGAGGCUUGGUUACCUGCCAAGGAGGUGCAUAUUCCAGAAGCAUAGGCAUCACACGGCUAAAAACGGAUCCCUGGUCAGCCUCAUGAGCAGCGAGUUGGGUCCAGGUUCAUUAAGAAAGCAUUAACUAACAUUCUACAGACUUUUUUUUUUCCUUUCUUUUUUUCCGGAUAUGGCUGUGAGCAACAGGCAACCCUACUGCAAUAAAAACAGGACCACCUCGAAUGGCAAAAUUAAAAUUUCCUGACGGGUAGGCUAUUUGACACAGAAAAACAAAGGACGUGUUGCACGCAUUAUGUGGAGUACAGGAGCGAUGCAACAAAGAAAACGCAACAGUUACAUGCAAGUAACUCUGAUGGUAUUAAUAUUAAACUGUAGAGGUUUUAAGAGAAGACCAACUCUACUUGACCCGUCUACAGAGAAUACUGUCUUUAGCCUGCCAUCUAGUGGUGACUAUUUGGUAAACCACAAAUGAGGAAAA
This is a messenger RNA of Sander lucioperca (pikeperch), 4803 nucleotides long. Its product is annotated as E3 ubiquitin/ISG15 ligase TRIM25-like. Lineage: Eukaryota; Metazoa; Chordata; Actinopteri; Perciformes; Percidae. The transcript has 9 exons. Gene Ontology annotation, molecular function: zinc ion binding. The coding region runs from base 218 to 1900 and encodes 560 amino acids. The record is from RefSeq and is a predicted model, not a curated record.